AUGAAUUUUUCCAAGAAACAACAUAAAUUAACAAUUUCAUUGGAUUCGCAGUUCUUGUCUAAUAUUUUUUACAUUCUUCUCGUUUUAGCUCUUUCCUUCAAUCAACCAAAGUUUGGCCCAACACCCAUUUGGGAUUCCAAUGGAAUUACUUUUGCUAAUCGGUCGAUUGUUGGUGAAGAUCCUACUGCCAUUUUUAUAAACAUAAACAACACAAUUUAUGUUACUAAUCAAAAAAACAACGCAAUUCUAAUAUGGGAUGAAGAGAAUGUUACUCCAACAAAGAUCAUUUCCGGUAAUUUUACAGAACCCAGCUCUCUCUUCGUGAUAUCAAAUGGUGAUAUUUAUAUUGAUGAUGGAUUUAAGAAUGGUCGAGUGCAGAAAUGGAUAGCAGAAACAAAUAUCUUUGUCACAGUGAUGAAUAUUAACUCAUCAUGUGAAGGUUUGUUUGUCGAUAUCAAUGAUACUCUUUACUGUUCAAUGUACCGUCAUCAUCAAGUCGUGAAAAGAUCAUUAAUUAAUUCUGUGAUAGAUUCAAAUCAUGUUGCUGCUGGAACAGGUAUUCAAGGAUCAGCCUCAGAUCAACUUAAUCUUCCUUAUAGAAUCUUUGUCGAUGCGAAUUUGGAUUUAUAUGUGGCAGAUUUUGCUAAUGAUCGAGUUCAGUUGUUCCAGUCGGGAAAAUCAAAUGGGAUCACAGUGGCUGGAAGUACAUCACUAAAUCCAACAAUUACACUUCGUUGUCCAAGCGGAAUAAUAUUAGAUGCUGACAAAUAUUUAUUCAUUGCAGAUUGGAGUAAACAUCGCAUUGUUGGUUCAGACUUGAAUGGUUUUCGAUGUUUAGUUGGAUGUUAUGGAGUGGGUUCACAAUCCAAUCAAUUAUCUAGUCCAUUUAGCUUGAGUUUUGAUCGUUCUGGAAACAUGUUUGUUACUGAUCAACGAAAUUCUCGAAUUCAAAAAUUUUUAUUGAUGAAAGAUUCUUUUGCUCUUUCAUUCAAUAAGCCAAAGUCUUGUUCAAAAGCCAUUUGGCAUUCCAAUGCAACUACCUUUACUAAUCGAUCAAUUGUUGGUGAAGAUCCUACUGCCGUUUUUAUAAACAUAAACAACACAAUUUAUGUUACUAAUCAAAAAAACAACGCAAUUCUAAUAUGGAAUGAAGAGAAUGUUACUCCAACAAAGAUCAUUUCCGGUAAUUUUACAGAACCCAGCUCUCUCUUCGUGAUAUCAAAUGGUGAUAUUUAUAUUGAUGAUGGAUUUAAGAAUGGUCGAGUGCAGAAAUGGAGUGCAGAAAUAAAUAACUUUAUCACGGUGAUGAAUGUCAGUUCAUCAUGUUGGGGUUUGUUUGUCGAUAUCAAUGAUACUCUUUAUUGUUCAAUGCCUCGGCAUCAUCAAGUAGUGAAAAGAUCAAUCAGUGUUGCUGUGAUGACUUCAAAUUGUGUUGCUGCUGGAACAGGUAUUCAAGGAUCAGCCUCAGAUCAACUCAAUAGUCCUCGUGGAAUCUUUGUCGAUGCGAAUUUGGACUUAUAUGUGGCAGAUUGCGGAAAUGAUGAAGUUCAGUUGUUUCGGCCGGGAAAUUCAUAUGGUAUGCCAGUGGCUGGAAAUUCAACACUAUAUCCAACAAUUACACUUCGUUGUCCAAGCGGAAUUAUAUUAGAUGCUGACAAAUAUUUAUUCAUUGUGGAUUCUGGAAAUCAUCGCAUUGUUGGUUCAGACUUGAAUGGUUUUCGAUGUUUAGUUGGAUGUUAUGGAGUGGGUACACAAUCCAAUCAAUUAUCUAGUCCAUUUAGCUUUAGUUUUGAUCAUUUUGGAAACAUUAGUGGUACCAUCGAUUCAUAUGGGUCUAUUUACAAAAAUAAAUUUAAUCCACUUGAUCCAUCAGAGAAUUUGCUUAAAACAGAUGACGACAGCAGUCCGGUUGAUCAGUUCAAACUUGAUAUUCGUCUUGAUGUUGAUACGAUAUAUGUAAUGGUUGUGACAACAUCUGAUUCAAAACAAAUUGGAGAAUUUUCGAUCGCGGCGUUGGGUAAAAACAAACUUAUUCUCGAGCGUCUCAGUACUCCAGUCAAUAUUCAGUUAAAAUAUUCAUCAGAAUUAACUGAUGAUAGUCCAACAUAUUAUCGAGAUUGCCAAGUACCACAAUGCCAUUAUGAAACUUUAGAAAUUCAUGUUAAUGCAACGGGUUUGUAUGUUCUUUGGAGUGAAAAUAAUAUCAAUGCAUAUGGAUAUAUCUACAAAAAUGAUUUCAAUCCUCUAAAACCAUCUGAAAAUUUACUUCUAUCACAUGACGGUGAAUGUCCAAAAGAAAGUAGUUGUGUGAUCGGUGAUCAAUGUAACUUUUACAUCAAAGGAAUUGGUUUAACACUCGAUGAUAUUUUACAGAAUGAACUUCAACUAAACACAGUGUUGAAUAAUCAAUCAUUUUCGAUUAAAUUAAGUGCUGGUUUAACAAUAAUUAUGUUCAUCGCAGGAUUAAUCAAUAGUGUUCUUUCUUUUAUUACAUUUCAAAGUAAAGAUUCUCAACAAGUUGGAUGUGGAAUGUAUCUAUUGACAUCAUCGAUUACUUCUCUUUUAACAAUUAGUAUGUUCAUAAUUAAAUUCUGGUUUGUUGUUCUUACUCAUAUCAAUGUGUCCACUAGCCUCUCUGUUCUUCGUGGAGGUUGUGCAUCUAUUGAACCUAUUCUAAAACUUUUUCUCUACAUGGAUGGUUGGCUUAAUGCUUGUGUAGCAGUUGAACGGGCAAUACUUAUUUUUAAAGGAGUAAAAUUUGAUAAAAAAAAGAGCAAAUCUAUUGCUCGACGGACAAUUCUUAUUUUACCAUUCUGUAUUUUCGGCACUCUUAUUCACGAGCUCGCAUUUCGUAGAUUGUUCGAAUAUGAAACAGCACCAGAUACGACAAAUACGAAUAAGACAAAUGAAGACACAAUCAAGCGAUAUGUCUCAUGUAUCACUCGUUAUUCUCCUUCUGUCCAAGAUUACAAUACAGCCGUUCUAUUUUUUCAUCUUGUUGGUCCAUUUAUUGUCAAUCUUUUCUCUGCAUUGUUCAUUAUCUUUGGAGGUGCUCGCCAACGAUCAAUGGCACGAACUAACCAAAGCUUUAAAGAACAUAUUCAACUACAAUUCAGUGAACAUAAACAGUUAAUCAUUAGUCCAAUUGUUUUACUCGUUUUAUCAAUACCUCGUCUCAUCAUUUCAUUACUUCCUGGUUAUGCGAAAACGUCUAAGAACUUGUGGUUGUAUCUUGGAGCAUAUUUCAUUUCGUUUACUCCUUCGAUGUUAAUUUUUCUUAUCUUUGUCUUUCCUUCAGAAUUGUAUAUGAAAGCAUUUAAACAAUCGUUCAAUCGUAUUCGAAGGCGUACUCCUCCCUGA
Molecule: messenger RNA, 3360 nt
Organism: Adineta steineri
Lineage: Eukaryota; Metazoa; Rotifera; Eurotatoria; Adinetida; Adinetidae
Source: the annotation of a GenBank genome assembly